Molecule: messenger RNA, 2644 nt
Organism: Trichoplusia ni (cabbage looper)
Lineage: Eukaryota; Metazoa; Arthropoda; Insecta; Lepidoptera; Noctuidae
Gene: cass
Product: apoptosis inhibitor 5
Exons: 8
Coding region: 157-1854 (565 amino acids)
Biological process (GO): negative regulation of apoptotic process
Cellular component (GO): nucleus
Molecular function (GO): RNA binding
Source: RefSeq, a predicted model, not a curated record
GGUCAUUAAAUGCCAAUUUUUCUAAUGGUGUGGUAAUUGUGCGGUUGUGGUGUAUAAGUCUUCGAUUCUCGAGUCAUUUGUAAUUUAAUUGAGUGAAAUAUUUAUUGCGUACAGUUAUUGUUUUAAUAAUCAAGCCUGGUUUAAUAAGAAUACAGGAUGUCUGCAGAUAACAUUGAAAAAUUGUACCAAAAUUAUGGUAUUUUAGCCGACGCCAAAGAUGACAUAUCUAAGCAUGAAAAGGAAUACCUAGAAAUAUUAGCCGCUGUGAAAGGAUCUGACAAAGAAAAGCGCCUGGCGUCACAGUUUAUUGCGAAAUUUUUCAACAGUUUUCCAACGUUGGCAGAUCAAGCCAUUGAAGCCCAGUUCGAUUUGUGCGAGGAUGAUGAUGUUGCCAUCCGCAAACAAGCUAUCAAAGAUUUACCAACUCUUUGCAAAGAUCACAAGGAGCACACUCAACGGAUUGCUGACAUUCUCGCCCAACUAUUGCAAUCAGAGGACACUACUGAAAUCAAUGUGGUUUCAAACUCAUUACUGGCUAUCCUAAAGAUUGACCCCAAAGGUGCACUGACUGGCAUGUUUUCACAAAUACAUCAAAACACAGACAGUGAAGUUACUAAUGAGAUUGUACGGGAGAGAUGCAUUAAGUUUAUAGCUACUAAAGUAAAGCAACUAGGCAGAGAAGUCAUCAACAAAGAAGCUGAAGAAUUGAUUAUAGCUGAAUGCAAAAAGCUUUUGGAGAUCCAAGAUGUUGUGGCAGAGGAAUUGGAGCACAUAAUGGAUUUGUUGACAUGGUCUAAGUUAGGGAAGACUCCAGCAGGAAAGAAGGAACUUGUUCAGAUAUUAGCUGCAUUAGCUUUCACUCCAGAUGACUGGCACCCAGAGGAUCCUGAGUAUGUGGACCGUGUUGUUCAGUGUUCUCAGCAUGCAUUGCCACUGUUUUCUGCUCAAGUGGACUCAACUCAGUUUGUUAACUUCUUCUGUGAUCAUGUGCUCAAUGGAUGGGACAGUGUGACUACUACAGAGGGAACAGAUUCAAAGCUUGAACUGCUGAAGUUAUUUGCUGAGCUUACAGAACAUUGUGGAGAACUUGAAAAUGCUCAGCAAAAAAUUGAUUCAGUCUACCAACUGUUAAUGAAAUACUUACCAGAAGCACCACUUGAGAGUGAGGAAAAUGCAGGUGAAAAGACAGAAGAAAAGCCUGAAGAAUCUAAGACGACGCCAUCUCUUCAAUUUUCCCAUGUUGAGUGUGCACUAUUUGGUUUACACUCAUUGUGCCGCAAAGCGCCCGACGCCUUGGGAGCAGAUGCCACAAAACUUAAGGCUUUACGCUUGCGCCUUCAGUAUACCGCAAGACUCACGCAGGGUUACAUUAAAAAGCUUAAGGAAGUGACACAGAGCCAAAAAGGUGAAGAUGCUAAUUCAGAAGAAAACAAGUUGAAAAUAGCAGCUUUGAAAACAACUUCUAACAUCAACACUCUGAUCAGAGACUUGUUCCGGACUCCACCAAGUUUCAAGAGUAAAGUUCAACUAUCAUUCCAGUCUAAGAAAACUGAAAAAGAGGAAAAACUAACACCCAAUUCUGAUGAAACAAAACAAUCACCACCAGCACAAAAAAGACAUCGCCCAAUAACAUUUGACAAUGAAAAUGAAAAGGAAUCUCCUGAAAAGCGCUCACGAAGUGGCGACAGGAAUUUAAAAAUGUACACCCCACCAUCUGGCAAAUACAGCUCAAGAUUAAAUAACAAUGGAAGGUUCUCUGGGAAUAAUACUGGGGGGAGGGGCGGACGAGGGGGUUAUGGUAGAAGGGACUUCAGAAACAAUGGGGCGCCAUUCAGAAGGCGCAAUAACUAUUAGAACUCGUUCAAUUAGAAGAAACUUUCCAUAUGACAAACAUUUUACUAUGAAAUAAUCAUAGUAAGAUAUAUUUUCUCUAGCUCAGGGGGCAACAAUGACACAAAACAUCAACUAUUUUAUAUAAAACGUCUCGAGAUUUCUUGCAGCUAGAGGUGUUCUUGAUCGUUUCCAACGGUUAUUUAUUGUUGUUUAGGUUGCCGUCAACAUCCACAGAGUUUGAAGCAAUUUUUAUAAUUACAGAUAUUUGAGACAAUUAUUUUGGCAGUAUAGUAGUUUAGUUGUGUUGUAGGUGAUUUCUUGAUAUAAUUCGACUAAUCGGUCAGCUGUAUUUAUUCGCAUAGAAGACAUCACAGCAGAGGGCAGAUUCUUUUCUAGUAGAUCCCUUUAUAUAAAGUUCCAGUAGUACAUAAGCAUGGUAAGUAACGUGGUUUCAAAUUACAAUUUAAGUUAGCAGUCAUGAUGGACUGGUUUAGCAUUUUGACAUUUUAGGUAAGUAUUUCAAAUACAUAGUUAUAGUGUAUGGACAUUUAUUUAGCAGGUCUCUCAUCUUAAGCUUGGUCUGCGGCUGGUUGCAACUUGCAGCGUAAGUAUAUUACAAAGUAUUUAAGAUACUUUUGUUUUUAGCUAUCCAUGAGUUACAGAGGCAGUCAGUUUUCAGGAAGGAUGUACUGGACUUUCUUUCAGAUUUUCAUUAAACUUAUAGAUGGCAAAGAAGACAUAUACACUGUUUUUUUAAUUACAGAAUGAAUACUUUUGGAAUUCCACUGCAGGAAUAAAGAGUUUAUUAAAA